Messenger RNA from Ilyonectria robusta, 1481 nucleotides. Its product is annotated as Nse1 non-SMC component of SMC5-6 complex-domain-containing protein. NCBI's taxonomy places the organism in Eukaryota, Fungi, Ascomycota, Sordariomycetes, Hypocreales, Nectriaceae. Gene Ontology annotation, molecular function: ubiquitin-protein transferase activity. Gene Ontology annotation, cellular component: nucleus; Smc5-Smc6 complex. The transcript has a single exon. The coding region runs from base 202 to 1200 and encodes 332 amino acids. The record is from RefSeq and is a predicted model, not a curated record. Gene Ontology annotation, biological process: DNA damage tolerance; double-strand break repair via homologous recombination.
ACGUAAUCCACCAGUCACUAGCCACACCUGAGAGUGCUGCACCGCCACACUACUCUAACCACCACGACGCGUGAACUUCUAGCGCGUCUCCCAUGCACAAGCCUGUACCACAAAGAGCCUCUUGCAACCAGCCCACUUCCCAGAUCCCAGCUCGCUUCCUCGCACAAACGAACGGGGAUAGCAAGGGCCGACAUAGCCGACAUGGGAGACUCCCGCUACACUGCCGGGAACCGGGCGUUUCUUCAGGCCAUCUUGGCACGAGGAACUAUUACCUUUGAGGAGGCCCAGCCCGUCCUCGCCGAGAUUUUCACUGCGGACCGUGGCAACGACAGCGAAGUUCGCGCAGACCAAGUCACGCAGCAGCAAUUCAACGAAUACAUUGGAAUUGCCUCAGAAGCGGUUUCGCUCUUUGACUACGAAAUCCGAAGUACUGUCCAUCAAGUUACGAAGCAACGCAUUUACGCCCUGGUCAACACCACUUCCGAUCCGCAGACCCAGCUUGCGACGAUACACACCCCCGACGAACUGUCGUUUAUUAAACGAGUCCUCGAUGGCAUGUUUGAAAAGUACAAUUCGCCUCGUAUGGAGGUUCUCGCCAUCACCGAGAUGCAGGCUAUCAAGCUGGCACGGCCGGAUCGAAGACAAAGCCAAGUCGACGCGGAUGCACAGACACAAACACCAGGAGAUAAGGGUCUGAAACACAGCGAGGUUGAAAAUGUUCUGGCAAGCCUAGUCGAGGGAGGCUGGUUUGAGAAGAGCGAGGACGCCUUUUACAGCUUGUCACCACGGGCAUUGCUGGAAUUGCGGCCGUGGCUUGUCGAGACAUAUAAUGACCCGGAUACUGGCCCAGACGAGUGGCAGCGGAUUAAAUUUUGCGAAGCCUGCAAGGAUAUUGUUACAAUUGGCCUGAGAUGCACCGAGCCUAACUGCAAUUUCCGGUUACAUGAUAUUUGCGAGGAUGCGUUCUGGCGAACCCGCAGAGAUAAGAAGUGCCCGAAAUGCUCAAGUGCAUGGUCAGGCGAGAAAUAUACUGGCGAAAGAGCCGUUACAAGGACCGAGGCUUUUCAGAGAGGCCAAAGGCGAGGAGGCGGCUGGCGACGAAGCACACUGGCUGACGAGGUUAUUCGAGAGCAAGGGGGCGGAGAAGAGGCUGAAGAGGAUGCGGGGAAUGCUGAGGAACACAUGGAUGACAACGAAUGAAUGGGUUAUGUCUAUGAUAUUACUUUGAUUUGAAAUACCCAGAACCCGAAUGAACCGCCAUUUUGGCAUGAGCACGCAGUUGAUUAGCUGCCCUUGUUCGUCAGCCCGGCACUGAGAGUUGUCGUCGGUAGUUGGCCGUCGAUCACAAAUGUCACCGCUUCUGCGCGAUUGCGUGGGGCCAGAGACAGCAUGAUGGAGGGGUGGCGUGUGAUGUCAUGUGGCGGUGCGACCUGGGCAUUGGUCUGGAGCUCCCCGCAUGAAAGCAACCAAGCGCGCGCCUA